AGCUUUUACAAGAAAAGGAAAUGGAUUCCAAAUCUGUGGAAGAGUUUUCUUGUCCCGUUUGCUGUGAAAUCUUCAAGGAUCCUGUUAUUCUGUCCUGCAGUCACAGUUUCUGUAAAGAGUGUCUUCAACAGUUCUGGAGAACCAAGAAAACUCAGGAGUGUCCAGUCUGCAGGAGAAUAUCGUCAAAAGCAGAGCCUCCACGUAAUUUAGCGUUAAAAAACUUGUGUGAUUCACUGAUAAAGGAGAGAAACGAGAGGCGCUCAUCAGGAUCUGAGGAGAUCUGCAGUUUACACAGAGAGAAACUCAAACUCUUCUGUCUGGAGGACAAACAGCCGGUGUGUUUAGUGUGCAGAGACUCAGAGAAACACGUCAAUCACACAUUCAGACCCAUCAGUGAAGUGCUUCCAUCUCACAAGGCACAAAUGGGACUACUUCAUGAGAAUGAUCAUACGUCAUACAAUUGACAAAAACUAUGAAAACUUCCAAAUAGGUCUGCAC
Messenger RNA from Sinocyclocheilus grahami, 498 nucleotides. Its product is annotated as E3 ubiquitin-protein ligase TRIM17-like. The coding region runs from base 21 to 464 and encodes 147 amino acids. Lineage: Eukaryota; Metazoa; Chordata; Actinopteri; Cypriniformes; Cyprinidae. The transcript is spliced from 2 exons. Gene Ontology annotation, molecular function: zinc ion binding. The record is from RefSeq and is a predicted model, not a curated record.